GCCUCUUUUCUCGUGCAUGGCGCGAUGCUUUCUUUCAUUGUCCUCUCACAACAUUCCAAUUUUCGCUUUUGAAUUUCUUUCCUUCCGCUUUUCUCAAUCCCCAUAAUUGUCCAAUUGCGCUGUUUGGACGCUCCCACAACUUGAGAAACAGAGCAGCUACCUCUGAAACCCCCAGUUCACACUAACUUGCUAAAGAUAAUAGCUACUGGGAAGAUAUGAAAUCUGAGAGUUUCCUCUCAGUACUCGCUAAAAACAUUGAUGUUCUUGCUGGGCCUGUAGUUGCUCUUGUUUACCCUCUUUAUGCCUCAAUCAGGGCUAUAGAGAGCAGGUCUCUUGAAGAUGAUCAGCAAUGGCUUACAUAUUGGGUUCUAUACUCUUUGAUCACACUCUUUGAGCUCGCUUUUGCCAAAGUCCUAGAAUUGUUCCCCAUUUGGUCUUAUGCUAAGCUGAUUGCAACAUGCUGGUUGGUCCUACCGCAUUUCAAAGGGGCAGCAUAUGUUUAUCAGCACUUUGUUAGACCUUUCUACAUGAAUCCACAAACCGCGACUAUCUGGUAUAUCCCAAGGAAGAAGAAUAUCUUCAAGAAGCGCCCAGAUGACAUUCUAACUGCUGCAGAGAAAUAUAUCGAAGAGCAUGGGACGGAAGAAUUUGAAAGACUCAUAAUAAACAAGGCUGAAGAGGAAAGGGCCAGGAGGGGACACCACAUGUUCUUUGAUGAUGACUAUGGCUAUUGAGCUGGAACUCCCUGUAUAGUUGACAUUCGGUGUCGUUUUUGUCUCUGCCCUACUGUGCUGAAAGAUGCUAAUUUAAGUUUAUAGUUUACCACAUGUCUGGUUAUCAUAUCACAUUGAAUUGCCUCCAUUUUCUUUGCUUCCUGAGUUGGGAUUGUCUUCUUGUUGGAAGACAAAACCAUGGAACUGUUGCUCGUCAUCCACGUAAGUCAUUGUUGACGCCUUGAAGGGUUUGCACUUUUCCUCCCA
Molecule: messenger RNA, 980 nt
Organism: Malania oleifera
Lineage: Eukaryota; Viridiplantae; Streptophyta; Magnoliopsida; Santalales; Ximeniaceae
Product: HVA22-like protein c
Exons: 5
Coding region: 216-734 (172 amino acids)
Source: RefSeq, a predicted model, not a curated record